UUGGAAGCUUAGCGACUCGGAUUCAUCGGCCUCCUUCUCUUUCUCUCUCUGGGUCCUGCACUCCUGCCUCAUGAUUCGCACCCUCUGCUGUGUGGAGAAUCCAGAGAAGAGAAUCCUGGGAUUCUUCUGACUGAGGGAGGUCCACCACUAUCAGAUACACCCUUCGAGAAAUGCGGACUAUUCCCUUGGGAAUCUCAGCAUCCCCAACUCCUGGAAACAAUUCCAAAUCUUCGUCCUCCCUCAAUUUCGCUAAUUUCAGAAAACCAGGGUCUUCCCCGUCAAGGGUUUCUCUUUCCUCUGCUAAUGGAUUUUCUUUCCUUUCACUCUGCCAAUCAGGACUUUGCAGAGCUAGUCAAGUUGUUGAUCUAUUCCCAACUAUGUCUCCGGAAAUCAUAGUUCGAGAGGCCAGGUUAGAAGACUGUUGGGAAGUAGCCGAGACUCACUGCAGUUCCUUCUUCCCUGAAUAUUCAUUCCCAUUGGAUUUUGUUCUGAGGAUGGACAGAAUGGUGGCAAUGUUAGCAGGAUUCUCUUUACCAAAUGGUUGCAAAAAAACCUGUUUGGUUGCGGUUAUUGGCAGCUCACUUAAUGAAACUCUCUUCAUUGGGAAUGAAGAUUUCAAGAUUGGAGGUCUUGAUGGGAGAGUUAGCCUCAACAAGGGAUAUGUGGCUGGUAUAUUAACGGUAGAUACUGUUGCAGACUUUCUACCGCGAAAAGGACCGCUGAGACAGAGAAGGACUGGAGUUGCGUACAUAUCCAAUGUGGCAGUUCGGGAAAAAUUCAGACGCAAGGGUAUCGCUAAAAAACUAGUGGAAAAAGCAGAAUCUCAGGCCAGAACCUGGGGAUGUCGUGCAAUUGCAUUACACUGUGAUUUGAACAAUACUGUAGCCACAAAGCUAUACCAAGGCCAAGGCUUCAAAAGUAUUAAGGUGCCCGAAGGAGCAAACUGGCCCCAGCCAAAGACCUCACCAGAUGUUAAGUUCAAUUUCAUGAUGAAGCUUCUCAGUGUUUCAACUGCUUCUUAGAUGCUAGUUUGGCUUGCAGGUUAUAUUUAUGCUGUCAAACAGGUUUUGUUGAAAAGAAAUUUUACGAAGGUUCUGUCUGUUACUAGAAUCAAUGUUGUGAAUAUAUAUAUUUUAAUUGUGCAUGGAAAAACCUAUGAAGCACUAGUACUCUGAAAAAACAGAGCCAUAACUUGUUUUAUGUGUCUGAUACUCACACUUUAUGACACUUCAAAUUGUACUAGGGCACUGCAUAUUUCGUUGUGUCGUGGUAUUCCUGCUUCUUAGGUAUAAAACAAAGGAAUAGAUUCAAAGAAUCUUGUAGGAUCUUUGGCUGAACCGGUUGUAAACAUUUGUAUAGUUGUUGCCAUCCUUCUGUGCGAGAGUAGACAUGAUCAUCUACUGCAUUAUUGAGGUUUGGCUCUGUUUCAUCUUUCAAAAA
Molecule: messenger RNA, 1440 nt
Organism: Neltuma alba
Lineage: Eukaryota; Viridiplantae; Streptophyta; Magnoliopsida; Fabales; Fabaceae
Exons: 3
Coding region: 171-1022 (283 amino acids)
Biological process (GO): N-terminal protein amino acid acetylation
Cellular component (GO): chloroplast
Molecular function (GO): N-acetyltransferase activity
Source: RefSeq, a predicted model, not a curated record